This is a messenger RNA of Colletotrichum graminicola M1.001, 420 nucleotides long. RefSeq lists its product as uncharacterized. Gene Ontology annotation, molecular function: dynein intermediate chain binding. Gene Ontology annotation, biological process: microtubule-based movement. The coding region runs from base 1 to 420 and encodes 139 amino acids. Lineage: Eukaryota; Fungi; Ascomycota; Sordariomycetes; Glomerellales; Glomerellaceae. The transcript is spliced from 3 exons. The record is from RefSeq and is a predicted model, not a curated record. Gene Ontology annotation, cellular component: cytoplasmic dynein complex; cytoplasm.
AUGGCCGACACAGUAGUAACCAACAACGGACCCGACGCGCUGGACGAGACCCUCACGCGACUCUCCAAGAAGCCCGGCGUCAAGGCCACUGUCAUUCUCGAUCGAGUCACGGGCGCGAUCCUGCGGACAAGCGGCCAGCUCUCCUCUUUCAACGCGGCAACUUUGGCAACAGGGCAGGGUUCGUUCUCUGGCGAGGGCGCCGCCGGACAGCAACAAAACGGUGAAGAACAACCGCAGGGCCUGGAGGAUUUUGCUGCCAAGGUUUGGAACUGGGUUAAUGCAUCGGGUACUCUAGUGCUGGACCUGGACACCGAGGACGAGUUGAAGCUGCUGAGGCUACGGACAAAGAAACAGGAGCUGGUCAUCGUACCUGAUCCGAAAUAUCUCCUUAUCGUGGUACACGACACACCGCCGGCCUGA